UCCCAGGCAGGGUGUCUUUACACACGUAGCACGCAGAGGCCAUGGCACAAUCAUGACGUUGGGGAUCAAGGACUGAUCUGCAUUUUAAGUGGGUGUGACCCGGGUUAUUUAUUGGCUGAUGAGGGGAGAGAAGCUGGAUGGCCAGUCCCAGUAGGGUGACUAAGAAAGUAAGCAGGGCUGUGUCUCAGGCACAAGACGAUGGGCUUUAUGGGUUAGUAUUAAAAAAAAAAAAAAAAAAAAGAGGACUUGUGUCUCUACAGAGUGGAGAGGGAACGCUGGGACAGAGGCAGAUUAAAAAAAAGAAAAAGAUCCCUGAGUAACUCAAAUGCAAGAACAUUUUAACACUCCAGGGUGAGGAAUCUGUGCCAAUAUGUCUGCCUACUACAGUAAUAAAGGGUAUGAGGAAGAUCCAGAUUACCCUGACUAUUCACGAUCUCGGAACCGUACAUGGGGACAUUUGAAAACUCAGGAUUAUCCAGAUUCUUCAUAUUCUCCAAACAACUCAUGCUACCCUAGCACCAGAAGCAACCCAUACUCUACAGACUACAGAACAAGUCCAGACUAUCCCGAGUCUCUAGCAGAACCAGAUUAUCCAGGAUCUCAGAGUAAUCCAGACCAGUCUGGCACCAGAAGCAAUCCAUUUUCUUCUGGCUCAAGAAGAAGUUCAGAUUAUCACACAUCUUUGUCAGAGCCAGAUUAUAUUGGAUCUUGGAGAAAACCAUACAAUCCAGGCUCAUCCAGAGAGCCAGACUACUCUGAAUCCCAGCAGAAUUCUGACUUUGCAGGUUCCAGAAGGAGUGGAAACUAUGCAGGCUCCAGAACAAAUCCUGAUUAUCUUGACUCUUUCGGAGAACCAGACUACCCUGGAGCUCAGGGAAACUCUAACCGUUCUGGCUUCAGAGAAAAUUCCAACCAUCUCAGUUCCAGAAGGAAUCCAGAAUAUGCUGGCUCCAGAAUCAAUCCAUACAUAGACACUCUGGGAGAGCCUGACUAUCCAGGAGCUGAGAAUCAACUUAACCCUCCAAACUUUUUUGGGGAACCAGACUAUCCCAAUGCUGAGGACUAUCAGAACACUCCAGACUUUUGGGGGAAGCCUGAUUACCCAGUUGCUGAGGAUGAUCAUGGUUAUGGCUCUCCUGAGACUUCAGAAAUAACCAGAGAGGUGCUCAGCAGAACAUCUUCAAUCCGGCCCUCAUUUCGUCAGGGGGGUGAUGGCCCCUUGGGCAUCCUUGGGAGAGAGAAUGAGGAUUAUCCUGAAAGCAUUGCAAUGAAAUCCAUGGCAAAUCCAUAUGACAGCUCUGUGCCAAGGGCUCCUGGUGAUGGUUAUGUGAACCCUGCUUAUGUGAGUGAAAGUAGCCCCCACCCAGUUUAUGGAAACCCACCAUUGUUUGGAAGCUACUGGCAUAAGUCACCCCAAGGACAAAAGUUAAUUGCAUCUCUGAUACCAAUGACAUCUAGAGACAGAAUUAAAGCCAUCAGGAAUCAGCCGAGAACCAUGGAAGAAAAAAGGAACCUUAAGAAAAUCGUUGAUAAGGAGAAAAGUAAGCAGUCCCGUCGUAUGCUUGAGGUCAAUUGCUGUGCCCAGUGUCUAAACUCCAUUUCACGGGCUUACCGGAGAUCUAAGAACAGCCUGUCAGAGCUGCUCAGUUCCAUCAGCCUAUGGCAGAAGACGCUCAAGGUCAUCGGAGGCAAGUUUGGAACCAGCGUCCUUUCCUAUUUUAACUUUCUGAGGUGGCUUUUGAAGUUCAACAUUUUCUCGUUCAUUGUGACCUUCAGCUUUAUCAUAAUACCUCAGUUUACUGUGGCUGAGAAGAACACCCUCCAGUUCACCGGACUGGAGUUUUUCACGGGGGCGGGUUAUUUUAGAAACACAGUGAUGUACUAUGGCUUUUACACCAAUUCUACGAUCCGGCACGGGAACGGUGGGGCAUCCUACAACAUGCAGCUGGCCUAUCUCUUCACAAUCGGAGCAUGUUUGAUCAUCUGUUUUUUCAGUUUGCUAUUCAGCAUGGCCAGGUAUUUCCGGAACAACUUCAUCAACCCCCACAUUUACUCCAGAGGGAUAGCUAAACUGAUUUUCUGCUGGGACUUCACCGUCACUCACGAAAGAGCUGUCAAGCUGAAACAGAAGAAUCUUAGCACUGAAAUCAGGGAAAACCUGUCAGAAAUCCGUCAGGAGAAUGUCAAGUUAACGCUCAAUCAGCAGCUGAUCCGCUUCUCUGCUCACCUGGCGGCCUGGCUUGUGUCUACUGGAGUUGCGGUUGCCUGCUGCGUCGCUGUUUACUACCUGGCUGAGAACAACUCAGAGUUCCUGAAGAACCACAGGAACCCCGGGGCAGUGCUGUUACUGCCUUUCCUUGUGUCUUGCAUCAAUCUGGCUGUGCCACGUCUCUACUCCCUGUUCAGGCUGGUGGAGCGGUAUGAGGUGCCACGGCAUGAAGUCUAUACCCUCCUGAUCCGAAACAUCUUUCUGAAAAUAUCAAUCAUUGGAAUUCUUUGCUACUAUUGGCUCAACAUUGUGGCCCAGGCUGGUGAAGAGUGUUGGGAAACCCUCAUUGGCCAGGAAAUCUACCGACUCCUUCUGAUGGAUUUUGUGUUCUCUUUAGCUGAUUCCUUCCUGGGCGAGUUCUUGAGGAGACUCAUUGGGAUGCAGUUUAUCACAAGUUCUGGCUUACAAGAGUUCGACAUUGCCAGGAAUGUCCUGGAACUGAUCUAUGCACAAACUCUGGUGUGGAUUGGAACCUUCUUCUGCCCUCUGCUGCCCUUUAUCCAAAUGAUUACUCUUUUCAUCAUGUUUUACGUCAAAAAUAUCAGCCUGAUGAUGAAUUUCCAGCCUCCAAGCAAAGCCUGGCGAGCCUCACAGAUGAUGACGUUCUUCAUCUUCUUGCUCUUUUUCCCAUCCUUCACCGGGGUCCUGUGCACCCUGGCCAUCACCAUCUGGAGACUGAAACCUUCCGCUGACUGUGGCCCCUUCCGAGGUCUGCCGUUCUUCAUUAACUCCAUCUACGGCUGGAUCGACACCCUGAGUAAAAGGCCCAGCUACCUGUGGGUUGUUUGGAUCUACCAGAACCUCAUCGGAAGUGUGCAUUUCUUUUUCAUCCUCACCCUCAUUGUGUUAAUCAUCACCUACCUUUACUGGCAGAUCACAGAGGGAAGGAAGAUAAUGAUCAGACUGCUCCAUGAACAGAUCAUUAAUGAGGGCAAAGAUAAAAUGUUCCUGAUAGAAAAGUUGACCAAGCUGCAGGAUGUGGAGAAGAGAGCAAACACCAGCUCAUUCAUCCCGGAAAGGAGAGAUGUAGAGCAACCGGACCCUUUGCAUGUCAGGGAACAAGAUGCUGCUUGUCCAUAGACCUGCGAUUAAGGCGAUCAGUUCAAGAAGAGAAUCCAGAGGCGUGAUGUUUGUUGCGGCAGUCAGACACACAUCAAAUGAAAAGACAAAGAUGGAACUACUUCUUCCAUGAUACCCGGGCCUUUCUGAGCUUCAGGAGGGGAAUUCAAGCCAUUAUCCAGGACGGGAAACUGGCCACAUUGAAUAUACUGAUGCAAAUUUGGCCAUUCCCUGCUGGGUUUUGUUUUUUUUUUUAAUACCUGGAUUGCUGAUUUUCCAAGAUAAAAUAAUUUAAAUUAAAGACUGUUGUAACAUUUGAACUGGUUCAUAAAGACCUGGAAGAGAGAACCUGGGAAUUAUGUAUUCAGUCCUUAAGAGAUGUGUAUAUGAAUUAUUGGUCCUUAGAAAUCUCUCCUCCGGGCGCCUGGGUGGCUCAGUGGGUUAAGCCGCUGCCUUCGGCUCGGGUCAUGAUCUCGGGGUCC
Molecule: messenger RNA, 3810 nt
Organism: Lutra lutra (Eurasian river otter)
Lineage: Eukaryota; Metazoa; Chordata; Mammalia; Carnivora; Mustelidae
Gene: TMC5
Product: transmembrane channel like 5
Exons: 21
Coding region: 371-3349 (992 amino acids)
Cellular component (GO): plasma membrane
Molecular function (GO): mechanosensitive monoatomic ion channel activity
Source: RefSeq, a predicted model, not a curated record